AAAUUGUUGUCUCGCUCUACCACUAAUCAGAGUUACGAAAACCUAAUUUACUAUGUCUGGGUUUAGACCAGCUCAUAUGUUUGCAGAAUUAUCCAAUGACAAUCGACCUGCAACAAAAGCUCAAGAGUUAUGCACAAUGAAGCAAUUAGAAGAUGAAAUCUCCAAAGUUAAAUCUGGUUACAAGCGAGAGAUUCAAGUUUCGAGUAGUGCUGAAUUCCGCGUCAAUACCGAUAGAGCUAGAGUAAUGUUCUAUUUAUUUAGUUCCAAGAAUUCUGCUGCAGAAUCAAAAAAUAGUGUUAAUCGGAGAUUAGAUUACCUGUUACAAACUUUAAAAAAUCAUAACGUAAAAGAAACUGACAUAACUGUUAGUAAACAUUUGGAAAAACAAGAAAGCUUUUUUGCCUAUACAGUUCAGGUUAACGCGGACUUUAGCGACAUGUCAAAACAGAGCGAAGCUUGCAACUUUCUUGUAGAAAAAUUAGGCGAUUCCAUUAAACUGUCUGCUCCAACAUUUUAUCACAGUCCAGCUAAACUACAAUCGUCGAGAACUCAAUUGGGUUUAAAGGCUGUACAAAAUACAACUCAAAAGGCUAGUGAAAUUGCUAAAUUGCUGAAUUGCCAAUUGGGACAGCCAGUUUUAAUUAAAGAAACCGAACAUGAACAAUAUGAAGAGUCUACAAACUUUCAGCCUUUAGAUGGCCUUACUGUUAGGCCCUCUCCCACUAUCAUCCUUAUGAAAGCAACUUAUAUGAUUACAUAUGAGCUUUUGCCAAUUACUAGGAAAAGUUAA
Dimorphilus gyrociliatus is the source of this 790-nucleotide messenger RNA. Lineage: Eukaryota; Metazoa; Annelida; Polychaeta; Dinophilidae. The record is from the annotation of a GenBank genome assembly.